Molecule: messenger RNA, 3843 nt
Organism: Sardina pilchardus (European sardine)
Lineage: Eukaryota; Metazoa; Chordata; Actinopteri; Clupeiformes; Clupeidae
Product: TRPM8 channel-associated factor homolog
Exons: 8
Coding region: 295-3030 (911 amino acids)
Biological process (GO): positive regulation of protein targeting to membrane
Cellular component (GO): plasma membrane
Molecular function (GO): transmembrane transporter binding
Source: RefSeq, a predicted model, not a curated record
AUACAACUAACAGAUAGAUUGAUGUUAGUGAACAGUCGUUACACGCAGUAGUAGUGACUCACCCUGGUGCCUGGAACAUUUUUUGUCUGAUAUUCCUGAUUCAGGGCCACGGCCCAAUAUCAAGGCCCGCCCGUCAGUCAAGGAGAUGAGAGCUCCAGACACACCUUUCAACAUACAUUGCAUCUAGAGAGCAACGAAACAAAAAACAGAUUACGAUUUACAGGCAACUUCCUUCAUAACCACUUGACGCGAAGGACACAGUACUCCAGCACAUCAAAACCUACAAAAUCAAACAUGGCGCGAGAAGAGGCAUACUGCAAACUUAUGCAUGGAGUUCAGCAGCUGAAUUUCAAGAAAGAGCACGUUCCCUGUGACCUGGUCCUGAUUGGUGACCAUGCCUUUCCGCUGGCCAUGAACCCCAGAGGGCAGGUGUUAAUGGCUGCCUCAAGCUACGGCAAAGGUCGCAUGGUGGUUCUCGGACACGAGAAACACCUCACUGACUUUGCUGCCGUAGUGGAAAACGCUCUGGCUUGGCUAAUGCAGUCGCCUGACCAAGGUGCUGUGGGUAUCCAUCCUUCUUGCAAGGCCGUCGUGGAGAAUCUGACCUACUCCAGCAUCAAGGCUGAGGUCUGUGAGCUCAAAGCUGGUCUCGGCGUGUUUGUCAUCGAUGCUUACAGUGUGAACACGCACGUCAAGGAGCUGGUGAGCUUCCUCAAGGCAGGGGGUGGGCUGCUUGUGGCCGGCCAGGCUUGGAGCUGGGCAGACAAAAAUCCUACAAGAAACACACUGCUGGAAUUUCCAGGGAACAAGGUGUGCAGUGUAGCAGGGAUCUACUUUUCAGAACAUUCCGGAGAGCUUGGAGUGUUCCCUGUGCCCCCUAAGAUACCGUCCAGUUGGCUGUCUGUUUCGAUUGGAAAGAAUUUCAAAGAUGACCUUGAGUUCGUCCUAAAUGGCGUGCCAGAGUUUGACAUCCAGGGUGGUGCAAUACCUUCAGAGGUCCUGGUCCACGGCCCACUCGCUUUCCCAAUUGGCACCACACCUGAUGGCAGGGCCUUCGUCGCUGGCGCUUAUUACGGCCAGGGCCGAGUCAUCGUGACCACCCACGAGGGCUACAUGGGCCGUGAGAGCCUUUCCAAGUUUUUCACCAACGCACUUCGCUGGCUGGACGAAGGACGCAACGGGGCAGUGGGUAUCGCACCCCAGGUUAAAUCCACAAUGGCCGUUCUGUCCAAAUCCGGACUACAGUGUAAGGUGACUGACUUCAAAGAGGACCUCAGUGUCUACGUCUGCAACUCGUACAGUGAUGCUCACUGUGAGGAGAUCCAGGACUUUGUUGCUGAAGGCGGCGGGCUCCUUAUCGGGGGACAUGCCUGGUACUGGGCUCAAAGCCAUCCUGGCAGAAAUGCCAUGACCGAGUACCCCGGCAACCACAUCCUAAAUAAGAUGGGGCUCUGCGUUUUGGGGGACACCCUUAGCUCAGGGCUCUACAAGGUGCCCGAUCUGGAGAAGGCCUGCUCAGACGCGUACCACUUCAGAGGCUUGCUCCGGCGCUUUGCCAGUCACGUGACCGAAGGCCACAACCUCACAGCCCACGACGAAGGCUGUCUGAAGAAGCUGGGGAGUGACUGUGCUCAUUACCUCGCUAUGGAAGCCCACCACUGCGCCGCUUACACGUCAAUGGUGUCGAUGCUGACUGACAUGGUGAAGAAGGCAGGCGUCCCGCAGGUGUGCCACAAAUGCCCCGUAAAAAGCGCCAAAGACCAUCUGCUUCUCAAGGUGGGCGCCCAGGUCUACAAGGUGUGCCAGGACCCUGAUGCCCUUCUGCCCUACAUAAUCAAGAACCAGCCUACAAUGCCACUGGUCAGUAACACAAGGGUCCGCAUCAGUGUAAACUCUGGAGGUGGGGAGAAGUGGCUCAGCACUGGCCUAUACCUCUGCCCUGGAAUGAAAACGUAUAUGGCCAUGCCACCGGAGAUCGUGGGAAAGGGUUGGAGCGUCCAGAUUGGCUGUCAGACUGAUAACAUUGGCAAGGCUAAUGAGCUGAAACGAGCCCCUGUGGUGUGUGAGCGCUUUCCUGUCGAUAAAGAGAUGGUGCAGGUGUGGAACCUGUGGGGGGGUCUCAUCUACCUGAUCGCACCAAACAAUGGCAGCGUGGAGGGGGCAGAGGUGGUGGUGCAGAUGGCUGUUCAAGCACCUUACUAUAAAUCUGGGGAGACUACAGUAGAGCAGUGGGUGAAUGGGAUCCGGAAUGCACCGGCCCCUUGGGCUGAGCUGGAGUUUGAGAACAUCAUCCUGACCCUUCACUCGGACUUCAUCCGAGGUCUGGACCGGCCAGACGAAGUGGCCUCCAUGUGGGAUGACAUCAUGAGGGGAGUGGCGGACCUUGCGGCCAAGCCUGCCAAGUUCCCCCGCAAAGAACGAUUUGUGGCUGACGUCCAGAUUUCUCACGGCUGGAUGCACGCCGGGUAUCCGGUCAUGAUGCACUCCGAUUCAGCCGCACAGCUGGUGAACCCCAGUAAGGCCCGGAUGUCAGGGUUGUGGGGCGCCAUCCACGAGCUGGGCCACAAUCAGCAGCGAGGAGUCUGGGAGUUUCCCCCGAACACCACAGAGUGCACCUGCAACCUGUGGUCCGUCUACGUGCACGAAACAGUGCUGGGCCUGGACCGGGCCAAAGCCCACCAGAACAUGAGUCGUGAGAACAGACAGUGUCGCGCAAAGAAGUACGUCCAAGGCGGCCGAAAGCUGGGAGAGUGGAGCGUGUGGGUAGCCCUGGAAACCUACAUGCAGCUUCAAGACACUUUUGGCUGGGAUGCCUUUAAGAAGGUCUUCACUGCCUACCAUACCAUGGAGGGAGUACCUAAAGACAACAAAGGCAAGAUGAAUAAGUAUGCUGAGACCUUCUCCAAAGUGGUGAACAAGAACCUGACGCCUUUCUUCAAAGCCUGGGGCUGGCCAAUAGAGGCCACCACUGAGGAGAAGCUCUCAAGUCUGCCUAUCUGGAGUGAUCAUCCAAUGGCCCAGUAUGCCUGAACGAGGUUUAACUUGGCUAGAUCUUCAUAGCUUGCUGAGAAUUAUUAGUGAAUGAUUUUAUAGUAAACAAAAUCUAUAGAAAUUGUGGAAGAUGUGUGGCAUGGCUUCAUAUUUAUUUUACAAUCAAGGAAGUGAAGGAAGAUUAAUUAGAGGAUGACUCUUACUCAUCCUCCUCUGACACUUGAUCUAAACUGUGCACUAUAUUCUUACUAAAGCCUUACACAUACAUUAUGUUCGAUUAAUUAAAAGUGCAAUUUAUCUUAAAUACUGUAUAUUUCAGAACUCUCUUAUAUUUGGUGGUUGCAGCUUUGCUGUUUUGAUGACUUUUUUGUUCAUAUAUAUGCAUCAAAAACUUAAAUAAAAGUUGAUUAAAGUAAAGGUGUCACAACUCUUUGGAGAGAAACAAAUAUAGUUCACAAAGUGUGUUAUAAAAAUGGACACAUUAAAUGUAGGAGAUUGUAGGAUAUCAGAGAGGAUUCAUAGGAUACUUGUUACUUUACAUUUACAAUACAUUACAUUUGGCUGAUGCAAAAACAACCGGGUCUGCCCUUGAGCAAGGCACCUAACCCCUCACUGCUCCCCGAGCGCCGCUGUUGAGCAGGCAGCUCACUGCCCUGGGUUAGUGUGUGCUUCACCUCAUGUGCACUGUGUGUUCACUGCGUGUUGUGAGUAUAUAUACUAUACACUACAACAUAUCCUGUCCUGUCUAUGCACCACCUGUCUAUACUUUGUAUGUCACAUUGCACUUGUCUGCUCUUUUGCACUUCUGGUUGGAUGCAAACUGCAUUUAUUUUGUUGUCUUUGUACUUGUAA